Molecule: messenger RNA, 568 nt
Organism: Cynara cardunculus var. scolymus (artichoke)
Lineage: Eukaryota; Viridiplantae; Streptophyta; Magnoliopsida; Asterales; Asteraceae
Product: RING-H2 finger protein ATL70-like
Exons: 1
Coding region: 1-537 (178 amino acids)
Source: RefSeq, a predicted model, not a curated record
AUGAACACCACGGCGGCUCCGGCGACCGACUCCGGUGGCUUUCUUGGCUCACAAAACAUCGGUGGUUUUGGGUACGGUAUCGGAAUCUCAUUCGGCAUACUUUUACUCAUCAUAACCAUCACCUUGGCUUCUUACUAUUGUACAAGAAGUAUACAACCCUCGUCACCACCUUCUAAUCUCCGGCGGCGGAGGAGCGGUGGCGGCAUGAUCAACAGACAACCCGACUCAUCCCAUUGCACGGUGGACAUGGGUCUUGAUGAGGCGACCCUAUUGAGCUACCCAGUUGUGGUUUAUUCUGAUGUCAAGACCAAACGAAAAGACUCGGGCUCUUCAUGUUGUUCGAUUUGUUUAGCGGAUUAUAAAGGGAGAGACUUGCUUAGACAACUUCCGGAUUGCGGUCAUCUUUUUCACGUCAAGUGUGUUGAUCCGUGGCUGCGGCUGAACCCGACGUGUCCGAAUUGUCGAACAUCUCCGAUUCCGACACCUCUCGCGACCCCGUUGGCCGAAGUCGUCCCGCUCACAAUGACACAUAGUUGAUUGGUUCGAAACUGAAUCGAUCUUAUUAAUC